AUGUCAGAUAUACUUGACGAUGAACAAGAAAGUGGUGAAGAAGGCUAUGAAGAAGAAGUAUCAGAUGCCUUUGAGGACGAACAAGAAAGUGAUGGAGAACAAGAUGAUGAUGAUGAUGAUGAAGAGGAAGAGGAAGAGGAAGAAGAGAGUGAUGAAGAGAGUGAAAAGGAAGAACAAGUAUUAGUUAAAGAGCCACCAAAAAGCUCUGUGCUGACAAAAUAUGUUCCUCCUCAUUUAAGAAAACCUGUGUCGACCGGAAAGAGCGAACAACAGUUAAGAUUACAAAAGCAACUUCAGGGUCAACUUAACAGAUUGAGUGAGUUAAACAUUGAAAGUAUUCUAGUUGAAAUCGAAAAGUGCUAUGGAACUUAUCCACGUCAUGAUGUUACAUCAACCAUUACUGAGCUUAUCAUCAACUCCAUCUCACAAAGGUCGAAUUUGCUUGAUUCAUUCGUGAUUACAUAUGCAACCAUAGUUGCAAGUCUUUAUCGUUUAGUUGGUGUUGAGUUUGCUGCCCAUUUUGUACAAACGGUUAUUGAGAUGUUUGAGACGGAACAUAAAAAAUAUAGAAAGGCAAAACAGCAGACGAUUGACGAUGAACAAGAAGGUUACAAGGAAACGAGGAACUUGUUAACAUUGAUACUCGAAUUAUAUAACUUUCAAGUCAUCUCAUGUAUCCUUGUUUAUGAUAUCGUGCGUAUGCUUAUCAGUGAACUAGACGAAGGCAAUGUAGAACUCUUGCUACGAAUUAUUAGAACUGCUGGAGCUGAGCUUCGUAACGAUGAUCCUACCUCAUUAAAACAUAUCAUUGAUGAAAUACAAAAGGAAACAGCUAAACGCGAUCCUUCGACUAUAUCUCUGCGUCAUAAGUUCAUGCUUGAAACAAUCGCUAAUGUGAAAAAUAACAAGAUCAAGAAUAAACAGACAGCAGCUGGACAUGGUGAUAAAGAGUUGGUACAAAAGAUGAAAAAGUUUAUACAAGGAUUAUCAAAGAAGAGAUCGACCCGUAGUACAGAAGCCUUGCGUGUCAGUUUGGAUGAUAUUCACAACGUCCAUACAAAGGGUAAAUGGUGGCUAGUUGGUGCCUCAUGGAAGGAUAAUUUGGUAGGCACAGAGAGUAAAUACAAGACAACAAAUGUACCUGAAGAUCUAAAGAAGGAUCAAUCAAUGCAAGAGGCUCUUUUGAAGCUUGCGAGAAAGCAGGGAAUGAAUACAGAUAUACGUAGAACUAUAUUUAUAACAAUUAUGAGUGCAGAGGAUUAUUUAGAUGCAUUUGAGAAACUGAUGAAGCUAGGCUUAAAUGAAGUCCAACAAAGAGAAAUUUGUCGUGUUAUGCUUCAAUGCACAGGAAAUGAAAAAACAUUUAAUCCAUACUAUAUGCUUGUUAGUAGAAGAUUAUGUGAAAUAGACCAUUCCUUCAAAGUGACCUUCCAAUACUGUCUAUGGGAUUUUCUUAGAGAGUGUGGCGAAAACGAAGUGGGUGGUCUAGAACGAAGUGCGAGUGAAAACUUUUCUGGAAGCAAAGAAAUCAGAUUAAGCAAGAUUGUAAACAUGGCCAAGUUUUAUGCUUCAUUGAUAACUGAAGGUGCUCUUACACUUGCUGUCUUGAAGAGUAUCAACUUUAUGAAUUUACAAAAGAAUGGCCGCAUAUUCCUGGAGUUACUCUUUGUAAAUAUAUUAUUACAAUUGCACGCUGGAGGAGCACAGGCCAUCGCCAAUGUAUUUGGCAAGAUACGAGACCAGCGAAUACUUGCUCAAGGCUGUAUAUUCUUCAUUGUAGGAACUGUUGCUCACUGUAAACACUCUGGACUUGAAGAGGAUGAUAUAGAAAAAGUGCAGUGGGGCUGUAAAAUAGCUAAAGAAGUAUUAAAUAAAUGAUCCAAAAGCAUUUAGACAUUAUUUCAAUUUAAUAUAUAAUUGUGGCAACAAAAUAAGUGGAUAUACCACUAAACAAAUGUCUUAGGCCAAUACUGCAUGCACAAAAAAUUCACGACAGAGUGGCU
This is a messenger RNA of Rhizopus microsporus ATCC 52813, 2003 nucleotides long. Its product is annotated as ARM repeat-containing protein. NCBI's taxonomy places the organism in Eukaryota, Fungi, Mucoromycota, Mucoromycetes, Mucorales, Rhizopodaceae. Gene Ontology annotation, biological process: ribosomal small subunit biogenesis. Gene Ontology annotation, molecular function: RNA binding; protein binding. Bases 1 to 1878 code for a protein of 625 amino acids. The record is from RefSeq and is a predicted model, not a curated record. The transcript is spliced from 7 exons. Gene Ontology annotation, cellular component: nucleolus.